Messenger RNA from Amyelois transitella, 4759 nucleotides. It is a transcript of the gene Ctps, whose product is annotated as CTP synthase. The transcript has 10 exons. The record is from RefSeq and is a predicted model, not a curated record. Gene Ontology annotation, molecular function: CTP synthase activity; identical protein binding. Gene Ontology annotation, cellular component: cytoplasm; cytoophidium. Lineage: Eukaryota; Metazoa; Arthropoda; Insecta; Lepidoptera; Pyralidae. Gene Ontology annotation, biological process: CTP biosynthetic process; pyrimidine nucleobase biosynthetic process. The coding region runs from base 198 to 2000 and encodes 600 amino acids.
GCGACAAGAGAGAAUUAUCAAAUUAGGUACCUACAUACUUACCACCCGAUCUAAAGGUAUUUUGUGUGUCGCUAUUCAUAUUAAUUUUGUGCUCGUAUUGUUUUUCCGUUGUUCAGUGCGCUGCACAAGUAUCUUAUUCUGAAUGUGCAGCACUUUUAGUUUAACAUUUGUGCCGUAGUAAGCUUUCCGGCCGCAAUAUGCCUGACAAAAUGAAAUAUAUAUUGGUUACUGGAGGAGUAAUAAGCGGCGUAGGAAAAGGUGUAAUCGCCAGUUCUUUUGGAACUAUUCUCAAGAGCUGUGGCAUUGAUGUUACAUCAAUUAAAAUCGAUCCUUAUAUAAAUAUCGAUGCUGGAACUUUCUCACCGUACGAGCAUGGUGAAGUUUAUGUACUCGAUGACGGCGGGGAAGUCGACCUUGAUCUUGGCAACUAUGAACGCUUCCUAGACAUCACAUUACAUAGAGACAAUAAUAUAACAACAGGAAAGAUUUACCAGCAGGUAAUAGAAAGAGAAAGAAGAGGGGAUUAUCUUGGGAAAACAGUCCAAGUUAUACCUCAUAUUACUGAUGCUAUUCAAGAAUGGGUCCAAAGAGUGGCUCAUAUUCCUGUGACAGCAGAGAACACUCCUCCAAGGGUUUGCAUAGUAGAACUUGGAGGAACUAUUGGUGACAUAGAAGGCAUGUCAUUUGUGGAAGCUUUCAGACAAUUCCAGUUUAGAGUGAAGAGGGAAAACUUCUGUUGUGCACAUGUUUCCCUUAUACCUAUGCCGAAAGCUACUGGAGAGCCAAAAACAAAACCAACACAGUCUUCUGUGCGUGAACUUCGCGGCCUGGGUCUGUCACCCGAUCUAAUAUUAUGUCGUUCAGAAAAACCAAUCAAUCACACUGUUAAAGAGAAGAUUUCUAACUUCUGUCAUGUUGCACCAGAACAGGUAAUUUGUAUUCAUGACCUAAGCUCUGUAUACCAUGUGCCCUUGCUGAUGGAAGCGGAGGGUGUCGUAAAAUACCUUAAUGAGAGGCUGCAACUUAACAUUUCAAUGCCACGUCCAGGAAGAUUCAUGCAAAAAUGGCGGAAUUUAGCAAAACGUGUGGAUAAUCUAAGAAAAGAAGUAAAUAUUGCACUAGUCGGGAAGUACACGAAACUGGAAGAUAGCUAUGCUAGUGUGACCAAAGCUUUGCAGCACGCUUGCAUAGCGUCAGGGUGUAAACUAAAUCUCACCUAUAUUGAAGCUGUGAAUUUGGAGAAACAAAUGAAAAUUGAUGACCCAGUGAACUAUCAUAAAGCAUGGCAGGAUCUGUGCAAAAGCGAUGGUGUAAUAGUACCUGGAGGUUUUGGUCAAAGGGGUAUGGAGGGUAAAAUCGAAGCCUGUCAAUGGUGCCGUGAAACACAGAAACCCAUGUUAGGCAUUUGUUUGGGAUUACAAGCGGCUGUCAUAGAAUUUGCGAGGAAUGUGCUGGGUUUGAAAGCAGCAAAUAGUACCGAAGUGGACCCGAAUUGCGAGGACAAAUUAGUGAUAGACAUGCCUGAACACCACCCUGGUAAUCUUGGCGGAACCAUGAGGUUAGGCAAAAGGAAGACGUAUUUAGAACCUAGUCUUAUCACUCGGUUAUACAACAAGGAAAUAAUAGAAGAGCGACACCGGCACCGCUAUGAAGUGAACCCGGAGUACAUAGAGCAACUAGAGGCGGCCGGGUUGAGAUUUGUCGGCAAAGACGAGACUAAGACUCGAAUGGAAGUGGCCGUGGUCGACACGCAUCCGUACUACGUAGCCGUGCAAUUCCAUCCGGAGUAUUUGUCACGGCCAUUGUCGCCUAGCCCGCCGUUUUUGGGGUUAAUCCUAGCUUCCCUGGGCAAGCUCAAGAGUUAUAUGUCCAAAGGCUGCCGGUUCAGUCCGCGGAACCAGUCUGACGUCAGUUCAGAUGAAGAAGACAUACUUAGUUUGAUCGACGAUUGCAAACUAGUCGAGAACGGUAAACCAAUAAAUGGUGUCAAAAAUGAUUAAAAAUAUUGAAUCAUUAUAAACUUCUAAGUAGGCUUUAUUUCAAUGUUGUUAGUUGUUUUUGCUUAAACUAUUUUAAGAUAACAGUGUAACAUUACAAUCAGCACUUAUCUGUAAAUUUUAUUGUGUUAGUGUUUUAGCACAUUACUUUCAUCUCGAAAUAUUUUAGUUUUUAGUAGUUAUUAUUGCCUUCCCUGAUAUCUAGGGAUAGUUAAACGUUUUAUUUUUUAUUCAAAACUGUAUGGCUAGUGACUUGUUAUCGUGAUAUGUACCAGUUUGUAAAUUUGUAUCUGCCAUAACGAAUGCUUUAUACAUACAUCAUACUAUAUACCCAUUCUUACUAUAGUUACUGCUAUACUUAAAUACUGCCAUUAUUUAUUUCAACAAAUUAAAAAAAAAAUCUACUUUUAUGUUAACUAAAUAAAGACGUUAGUGUUUGACAACUGUUAUGUAUGUAAGUCGCAAACUUAAGAUUUAUGUGUUUUACAAGUAACUUAAAUGAAGCCACUAUGUGCUUUGUGAUGAUGAUUUGAUUUAUACUUAUAUUCCGAUUAAUUUCUCGUAUUUUUAAUUACUGAAAAACCGUUUGAAUAAUCCCAUCCGAUUAUAGUUUGAACAUAGAAAAAUACUAAUAAAAUGAUAAGUUAAUCCACAUAACUAUUUGAUUUUAGGCUUACUUAAUUGUAUCUUAUAUCUUCCUAGUCAACCUCACAGCAUAAUAAUUCAGCCCAGUAAACGUUUGUAUACUUCAUUAGUUUUAUAUCAUCAUAUUUAUCUUAUAUUUUUAUACUGGUUUGGCAGUAAAAAUAUAAAUAGUUACACUUUAUGAAACUGAAAUCUUAAACUAGCAGGCAAAGAAAUAUGAAUAAUGGCAAUUUUUUUUACUAGAAAUAAAAGAAGCUGCCAGUAGCAGCCAGGUCGCCAUAACAUAAGCCAGAGAGACCUACCUGUUAGGCCUUACAUUUGGGUAAGGAGGCUGCCCUCUUAUGGCGGCUCCCUCGUUAGGGGAAUGUCAAUUAAUAAGUAGGGUGAAUAUUAAACUAACUUUUAUUUGUGGUCUUACGACAAAAAGUUAUUCAUUUAAGAUCAGAUCAAAAGUACAUUUAAAACUGAGGGGUUGACAAUUAUCUAAGUGUAAACUUGAUUGUGAGUCGCCAGCUUUAUCCGAACAUCUGGCAUCCAUGUCUGACAAUAAAAAGGCCAAACCCGGGUUACUAGUGCAUUAAAAUUUUAAAUCACCCCAAAUGAGCCUUCCAGUUAAGGGUUAAGUGAUAUUUCUCUUAUAUUUCUUGAAAUAAGUUUUAAAACUGGUAAAAUCUAUAAUAAAGGGUAUGUUCGCAUCAUGGUAACAUUAAAAAUGUUGCGAUCCUGCUAUAAAGGUAUAGCCAUUUAGAUAGUUAAGUGUAAGAUUUGUAAACAAUUGUUAUUACUAUUAAGCAAUUUUUUUUUAUUUCGAAAUAGUAAUAGAUUUAUUUUGAUAAUAGGAUACAAGGUAUCGCUAAUGGCGUCAAUAUAAAUUAAGUAUAAUUUUAUGUAUUACUGCUACCAAAACGUACCGGACGUCAAUAUACAAUUAUUUUUAUUUCAGGUAUGUACUGUUAUGAAAUACACGUAUUUUGUAAACCCUAGGCCCUACGGCUCAAGUUCUGAGGUUCGUAGUUUCUGAGGUUGCAACUUAGAUUGCGAAAAAGAGAGAUCAAAAAUGUGUACUUUUUAAAUACCCGUGAUGAUUAAUGUCUCCUGAAAGAUUAACACAAGUUUUUUUGUUUUUCAUUUUUGUAUUAUUAUGAUGAUUAUUGAAACAUGCAGAAAUAUUUACUUUCCCAACGUUUUGCUGGGAAAAUAUUUUUAAGAAAAAAUAUAUUCUUCCCUUUCUUUUUUGUGGCUAAUUCAACAUUCAUCAUAACAUGAUGAAAUAUUUACAAACAAUUGAACAAAUGUAAUUUUAUUAUAUGGAAAAUUCACUUUGCCAAUUACAUACAUAUAUUGAUUAAAUUUUUAUAAUAUGUACUUUGUACAUUCCUAAAAACAAAAAUUUUACAAUUCAUAUUUUCAUGACAUUAGUAAAAUAAGUUGAAUUUAAUUAAUUUUUGUAUUUUCACAAAUAAAUGAAUCUCUUGUGAGUUAAAUACUAAAAUAAUAUAAUUUUUAAAGCAAUAGAAAUGUGUUUUAUCCACGAUUUUUGUUAACAUGUAAGCAGUUCACAAUUGUAAUUAAUUAAAAAAUAAUACCUGUUAUUUUGCCUUAAUUAAUAAUAUGUAAGAAAGAUAAAAAGUGGUGAUGUAAUGGCUGUUGUAAUUGCGUAUAAAUGAAGUAGACGUAUAUUUUUAUCGGUAGAUAUUGUUAUAGUAAAUAUGUAUUAUUACAGUAUAUGAGAACCUAAAUGUCACUAUUUAAAAAAAUAGUAGAAAUAUUCUAUAAAUAAUUAAUGUUCUAUACGUUUUUAUAAAUGAUCAUGAUUAGAAGUGCCGUGAUAUAGUAUAAAAUGUAUUUUUACGUCUACAUGUGUUACAUUCAUAUAACAUGUUUUUGUUCCGUAUGUAAAAUUAUUACUUAUGUAUAAAUUUUAAAUAAAAUGAAAAUGUCAAUGCAUUUUUUGAAUUCUUAAAUUUGUCGUGAUAAUUUGAUAAAUUGUGUGAAUAACUAGAUUUACUAGAAUUAUACAAGCAUAGCAACAUCGCUAGCCAACUUUAGUCGAAGUUUUUGAUAGCCGUAAGACCAUUCCAUUGUUACGUUUUCAUUUCCAUGCAGUUUAUAAAAAU